This is a messenger RNA of Aspergillus steynii IBT 23096, 840 nucleotides long. Its product is annotated as putative isochorismatase family hydrolase. The transcript has a single exon. Lineage: Eukaryota; Fungi; Ascomycota; Eurotiomycetes; Eurotiales; Aspergillaceae. Bases 132 to 725 code for a protein of 197 amino acids. The record is from RefSeq and is a predicted model, not a curated record.
CCUCCCCGCAUCGCAUCAUCCCAAGCACAUAAAUACUGCCCUGUCCUCCCUCUUCUCGCAGUCAUCCAUCCUUCAAGUUCAUUCUCCUUUUCUAUUCACAAGAAGCUCUCACAUCCAUUCAAAUCAUCAAAAUGUCCCCCCUCUCCUUCCGCCAGACCAUCGGCCUCCCCCGCUCAAAGGCCACCACCAAAGACUCGACCCUGAUCAUCAUCGACGCGCAGAACGAAUACGCCCAGGGCAAGCUGACCGUCGAGCACGUCGCCGCCAGCCGCAAGGUCAUCUCCGACCUGCUGAACCGCUACCGCCGCAGCGGCGACGGCAAGAACAUCGUGCACGUCGUCCAUGAGACCCCCACCGGCGCGCCGGUCUUCACGCCCGGCACCGACCUGGCGCGCGAAUUCGAGGAGCUGACGCCCCAGGCGGGCGAGAAGGUCGUCACGAAGCACUUCCCCAGCUCGUUUGCGCAGACCGAUCUGCAUGAGUAUCUGAGCGGGUUGGGUCCCGUGGGCAAGAAGAUCGUGCUGGUCGGGUACAUGGCGCAUGUGUGUAUUUCGACGACGGCGAGGGCCGGCAGCGAGUUGGGAUAUGACGUGUUGGUGGCGAGCGAGGCCGUUGGCGAUCGCAAUAUCCCCGGCGUCAAGGCGGAGGAGCUGGUGUCGACGGUGUUGAGUGAGUUGGACGAUGCGUUUGCGACGGUGGUGUCGGCGACGGAGAUCGAGGGGUAGAUUCGAUGCGUCUCUUGUAUUUAGUGUCUAGAAGGAAGCUGGGAAUUCUAUCUACGAUUCUUUCAUGUCAUGCAAUCCAACCAGGCAGCGUCAUCGUCGGUGAGUUGCGGCAAAC